AUGAUGUUUGGAGUUUUAUUUUUCAGUCUUUUAUACUAUAUUGUUUAUGCAGACAAAUAUUAUACAAUUAAACCGUAUGGAGAUUCAGGUGUUUUUCCACACUAUGGUAAUUUUUCUGUCUUUGAUACAAAUGUGUACUAUUUUAUUGGUGGUCCUACAGCUGUGAAUAGAAAUUUAAAUUAUAUUUAUCUGCCUAUUACUGGUGGUAAUGCUUUCAAACGUCUUCUUUUAGUCGCUUAUAAUUAUAAAAGAAAAACAUAUCAUCAAAGUCGUUGGGUGUAUAAUGAUGGUAACUUUGGUUUUCUUUUUUACGAUUCAUUAAGAAAUCGACUUCUUGGUUUAAGAACUAAUGCUACAUUUACAUAUUAUAUUGAAGAAUAUGAUAUAGAAACAUUAGACACUGUUAAACUAUAUACAUAA
This is a messenger RNA of Rotaria sordida, 420 nucleotides long. The record is from the annotation of a GenBank genome assembly. Lineage: Eukaryota; Metazoa; Rotifera; Eurotatoria; Philodinida; Philodinidae.